Messenger RNA from Penicillium cataractarum, 207 nucleotides. RefSeq lists its product as uncharacterized. Lineage: Eukaryota; Fungi; Ascomycota; Eurotiomycetes; Eurotiales; Aspergillaceae. The transcript is spliced from 2 exons. The record is from RefSeq and is a predicted model, not a curated record. Bases 1 to 207 code for a protein of 68 amino acids.
AUGAAUGCCAGCAAUGUUUCUUUCAACCCGUCUAACAUGUACUCGCGUGAUCCCGGAGAGAAGGCGAGAAUCACCAACUUGGUCAUUAGCCAAGCACCUAUCGGGGCUGUCAAUGCCACAGUAAUCUAUGGCGACGGUCGGCAGCUCUGUACCGUCGAUUACUAUGACACCUCUGAUCUCCAUAUCAGCCGAGAGCACAUUUUCUAA